Molecule: messenger RNA, 2304 nt
Organism: Penicillium antarcticum
Lineage: Eukaryota; Fungi; Ascomycota; Eurotiomycetes; Eurotiales; Aspergillaceae
Product: response regulator
Exons: 2
Coding region: 1-2304 (767 amino acids)
Biological process (GO): osmosensory signaling via phosphorelay pathway
Cellular component (GO): Mcs4 RR-MAPKKK complex
Molecular function (GO): protein kinase activator activity; phosphorelay response regulator activity
Source: RefSeq, a predicted model, not a curated record
AUGCCAGACAGGUUGUCGCGUCUGAAGGCGAAGCUGUUACGACGAUCACCAAUUCCUAAAGCGGACGGGGCGGAUCCGGUCCACUCCAUCUCAAACUCUCCCUCUGCUCCGCAGCUUGUCGACUCCAACAAAUCCCCGGCGUAUAGCAUCGUCUCUUCGCAUUGUGCCGAUACUAUCGGUCCUACCGAACACAAACCCCUAUCGCUAGGACCGCACGAACCGGUUUCCGCGCCACAGUCGGACAGACAGCCAACACCUGAGAACCGUACUUGUACAUCGUCUCCCGAAGCGCAUACCUCUUCGCUACAUACUCCUCUCACGGGCCCUUCGUCCCUCCUCGAAACACCUCCGUUGCCAACUCCUCAGCAUUCCGACAGCACCUCCUUCCAGUCGACCCACAAAGCUCAAGCCUCAACACCAGCUGCGAGCCAGUUGACUCCCACCCUCAACACUGUUGUUGAGUGGCCUGCAUACGACCGUAGGCCUUCUGCGCCCUAUUACACUCCUUCCUCGAGUAAGCGACCUAGUCUUGCGAUCCGCCGUCAAUCUCUUCUACCAGCGACACAUCAGCACUUGGUUGGUGGGCUGUUGGAGGCGAAUAUCUUCUCUGCACUAGGAGACCAGAUAAGCGAUUUUGCUCCUGCCCCUCCUCGCGAAAUGGUACAACGUCGGAUUUGGGUCAAACGACCCGGUGGCUCAGCCACCUUGGUGCCGUGCAUGGAGGACGCGGUGGUGGAUGAGCUCCGCGACCAAGUGAUCAUGAAAUAUGUCAAUUCGCUAGGAAGAAGUUUCGACUCGCCAGAUAUCGUGAUCAGAAUAGCACCACGAGAAGGAUCAAAUCGACAAACCCACCCAGAACGCCUGUUGAGCCCAGAGGAAGUUUUGUCAUCUCUGCUCGACGCCUACUACCCCGGUGGACAGAAAAUUGAGGAAGCGUUGAUGAUCGAGGCACCGACGCGCCGAACACCAAAGCCAUCUCCGCGCCACUCGAUAUACACCCAUCAUAAUUCUGAACCAGGCGAACAUGGCGAUUACUUCCCCCUCAUGCCCGUCAACCCGACCUCCAGCAGCCCGGCCGCACAUCCACACCCAGUUCCUGCAGCAGCGGCGAGUGCACCUUCGAUUUCCAUACUCAAUACCGGGGUUGCUCCUCCAUUACCAUCUCCAGGGAACCGCAGGCGGCAUCACCAACGACCUCCGCUGACGCGACACGCAACAAACUCCCCCACGAUUCAUGGCCAUAUUCCUGUCGUAACAGAAACCGGUCCUUCUCCCCACGCUCAACCUCCCCCAACAGUUGCCGCUCCUUCUGGUUCAACGCCUCCGGUAUCAGUAGCAGAGUCUCCACAAGUCAAAUCACACACCCCCCCAGCAGUAUCAUCACCACGCUCUGUUCGCAAAACAAAAGCGGCAGUCUCCCCUGGCGCAGUCUUUGGUGGAUUGAUCGAUGGUACUGUUCCACCAAUUAAUGUGCUCAUUGUGGAAGACAACAUCAUCAACCAGAAGCUCCUGGAAGCUUUCAUGAAGAGAUUGAAAGUGCGUUGGAAGUGUGCCGCAAACGGUGAGGAAGCAGUGCGGAAAUGGCGGCAAGGCGGUUUCCAUCUGGUGUUGAUGGAUAUCCAGCUUCCCGUCAUGAACGGACUAGACGCAACCAAGGAGAUCCGACGUCUUGAGCGCCUCAAUGGUAUUGGUGUGUUCCCUAAGACAGCCUCUGGACGCUCUAGUGUGUCUAGUACCGCUUUGCUGGAUAGAAGACCCGGUCUCCAGCGGACCCUCAGCGAGGAUGACACUUUGCCUGACCUGUCGCUCUUCCGGAGUCCAGUCAUUAUCGUCGCUUUGACAGCAAGUAGUUUGCAAAGUGAUCGACACGAAGCCUUGGCCGCUGGUUGCAACGAUUUCUUGACCAAGCCGGUUGGUUUCCCUUGGCUCGAGCAGAAGGUGACAGAAUGGGGCUGCAUGCAAGCCCUCAUUGACUUUGAGGGCUGGCGGAAAUGGCGAGGCUUCAUGGAUUCCCCUCGACCCAGCUCUCCAGCCAUUGACAACGCCGCCAGCCCCAUGCAAGGUGGUCAUCGCGUUGAACCUGCCCAAGAAGACCCUUCCUCGCCUUCUAGCGCUCGCACGACUUUCAAGACACCAAAGCCAGAUCAACUCAAAGACAGACCCGGCCUUCCUGAUUCUGCAGAGAUUAUGCGGGAAGAUUCAUGGGGCAGUGGCAGCCCUGAUAGUAUAGAUUCGCCCUCGAGUCCACAAACCACCCCUGGAGAUCUUGCGCCUACAAGUGAGGACAAUAGCGCCCCAGAGUAA